AUGGAAGGGAGGCCGCUGGUGACGUUCCGCCAGCGAUCUUUUACCCACGGAGAAGGUGCUACGGCAUCGUGCGUGCAUGUCUCGCAGCAGUGCUUUUCCGACCACGUCUGGGUGCUCAUCACGGAGGACGACACAUGCGUGCCCGGGGUGGUGCUGCGCCACGACUCGCACGAAAUGGGGCUGAGUGCCAGCUGGGAGAACCCCAAUGCGUUGCCGUCCACGCCGUGUGAGUGUCUGCUCGGAAUGCGGGACCACCCCCUCACGAACAUCGUCGCCGGCGUCAUCGCCCACGCCAUUCGCGCCGAGGGGGAACAGCGGCCACUUUUACUGUGCAUUAGUUUGACCAAAACGGCGAAGCGGCUGGAGAACGCGGUCGAGCGCAAGGCUUUUCUGCGGAAAGUCAGAGACGACGUGCUGGCGCUUGCCACGGGAGAGAGUUAA
Messenger RNA from Trypanosoma rangeli, 441 nucleotides. RefSeq lists its product as uncharacterized. The coding region runs from base 1 to 441 and encodes 146 amino acids. NCBI's taxonomy places the organism in Eukaryota, Euglenozoa, Kinetoplastea, Trypanosomatida, Trypanosomatidae. Gene Ontology annotation, biological process: proteasome assembly. The transcript has a single exon. The record is from RefSeq and is a predicted model, not a curated record.